This is a messenger RNA of Ctenocephalides felis (cat flea), 3084 nucleotides long. RefSeq names its product coiled-coil domain-containing protein 13. The coding region runs from base 1 to 3084 and encodes 1027 amino acids. Lineage: Eukaryota; Metazoa; Arthropoda; Insecta; Siphonaptera; Pulicidae. The transcript has 19 exons. The record is from RefSeq and is a predicted model, not a curated record.
AUGUCAAAUGAUGAUGAAGUCGACUAUGAUGACAAAUUUAUGGUAGAAACUGAAAAUGAUUCAGAGAUGCUCUCCCAACAGAAUGACGACCUUAAAGCCAAAUUGGAUCUAGCUAAAAUUGAAAUUAAAAAAUUGCACCAAAGAACGGAACGCUUACAAGAUCUGGUAAAGAAGCAAGACGGGCGAAUAUAUGGAGGUUCUGAUAUUGCGAGCGCUAAACUCGUAGAGUUGAGUAAAAAGAAUAGAAACCUUCAUGCCGAACUGGAAUCCACGAAAAUGCGAUACUCCAGCGUCCAAGCACGACUCGAGGAAAGCCAAAGCAGAGCAGCACCACCGCCUGCGCCCGAUCCGCCAGCUUCGGUCGAUGCGGCACAACAAGAAGCCAUCAUACGUAAUUUACAGGCUGAAGUGGCGACGUUACGCGAGCAAGUUAGUUUAGCAAAGCAGCGUAUGUUUGAAACCCGCAAUCAGAACCUGGCUCUCAGGGCCGAAUUAAAACAAACCCAGCGUCUUCUGCAGCAGGAAGUUGGCGACGGACUCAUUAUGCAGGGAAACACGCCCACACUACCUUCGACCUGGCGUGGGCGAGCCCAACAAAUUAUCGCCCUUCAAAAUAAAAUAUCUGAUCUACAGCAUAAGUGCGGCCAAACUACUGCUACAGAACAAGCAUGCGUGUCUACGCUACGUCACAUUGAACAGCAACGAAGGACUGUGCAGGAAAACACAGCCAAAGAACUUGCGGCAGCUCGAGCGGAUCUCGACGGUAAAGACCAGAUUAUCAACGCACUCAAGGCGCGUUGCCGAACUCUCGAAAGCGAAAAUGACACCCGCAAGAAGCGCGUUAAAACACUGCUCGAAAAGGCCUCCAAUGACAAUCAAUACAUCCAUGCUAUACAAGCAGAACUCAAUACAUUAAAACAAGACAACAAAGGACAGAAGUCUUCUUCUCAGGAAAAUGCUAGCACCAGUGACUGUCAACGCAGACACGUCCCAGAUCAAGACAAAAACGCGCCUAAUGAUCAUUAUCAAAGUAUUGCUGAAGCCGCGGAAUCAGAGCGGCAAAAUAUUGAAAAGAUCCUGAGCAUCACUCACGAGAGAUUAAAUAAUGAAGUUAGGAAGAGCGUCCUAUCUCACAAAAAACAGGAACAAGAUAACGGCAUAAGCAUGAAUCCGAGCAAAACAUAUCCCACUGAGGUGUGUAGAAUCAUAGACGAAAGAGCGAAGAAGCUCGCUCAUAAGGAUGAUGAUCUUAAGGCAAGUAUACGGGAAGCCAAAGAAGAAGUGAGAGAGUUGCAAGAGAAAGCGGAACAGAUACACCAAAUAUUACUAAAACAGGACGAGCGAAUAUAUGGAGCUACCGGCAUUGCGAAUUUCAAACGAAUUCAAACCCCACCACGCGAGCGUGUGGUAUCGAGUAAACAGACUCGCCAGACUCGAACUCUUUCUGCACGACAAGAACCAAAGAAAAAUAUGCGAGAUUUCAGCGUACAAGUACGCCUCGAGCUCGAGGAAAGCCCAAGGAGAGCUGCUACGCCGCCUGUGAUUGUUAGACCAAAGUCAGCUGAUGUCGCGAAACAAAAGGUCUUAAUUCGUGACUUAGAGAUGCUCUCCCAACAGAAUGACGACCUUAAAGCCAAAUUGGAUCUAGCUAAAAUUGAAAUUAAAAAAUUGCACCAAAGAACGGAACGCUUACAAGAUCUGGUAAAGAAGCAAGACGGGCGAAUAUAUGGAGGUUCUGAUAUUGCGAGCGCUAAACUCGUAGAGUUGAGUAAAAAGAAUAGAAACCUUCAUGCCGAACUGGAAUCCACGAAAAUGCGAUACUCCAGCGUUCAAGCACGACUCGAGGAAAGCCAAAGCAGAGCAGCACCCCCGCCUGCGCCCGAUCCGCCAGCCUCGGUCGAUGCGGCACAACAAGAAGCCAUCAUACGUAAUUUGCAGGCUGAAGUGGCGACGUUACGCGAGCAAGUUAGUUUAGCAAAGCAGCGUAUGUUUGAAACCCGCAAUCAGAACCUGGCUCUCAGGGCCGAAUUAAAACAAACCCAGCGUCUUCUGCAGCAGGAAGUUGGCGACGGACUCAUUAUGCAGGGAAACACGCCCGCACUACCUUCGACCUGGCGUGGGCGAGCCCAACAAAUUAUCGCCCUUCAAAAUAAAAUAUCUGAUCUACAGCAUAAGUGCGGCCAAACUACUGCUACAGAACAAGCGUGCGUGUCUACGCUACGUCACAUUGAACAGCAACGAAGGACUGUGCAGGAAAACACAGCCAAAGAACUUGCGGCAGCUCGAGCAGAUCUCGACGGUAAAGACCAGAUUAUCAACGCACUCAAGGCGCGUUGCCGAACUCUCGAAAGCGAAAAUGACACCCGCAAGAAGCGCGUUAAAACACUGCUCGAAAAGGCCUCCAAUGACAAUCAAUACAUCCAUGCUAUACAACUUAAUAUCAGUCAAGUAGCAAAAAAACAUUCUUUAGAAUUGAGGGAAAAGUCUCUUGAAUGUGACCAGUUGACCAGCAAAAUAGCAGACUUAGAGGCGGAACUCAAUACAUUGAAACAAGACAACAAAGGACAUAAAUCUUCUUCUCAGGAAAAUGCUAGCACCAGUGACUGUCAACGCAAACACGUCCCAGAUCAAGACAAAAACGCGCCUAAUGAUCAUUAUCAAAGUAUUGCUGAAGCCGCGGAAUCAGAGCGGCAAAAUAUUGAAAAGAUCCUGAGCAUCACUCACGAGAGAUUAAAUAAUGAAGUUAGGAAGAGCGUCCUAUCUCACAAAUCCUAUCUAUCAGAGCGAGGAAAGUGUGCACAAUUGCGUAGCCGCCUGAAUAUUCUCGAGCAAGAAUUUAAAAAGCUACGUAAACGACAACACGCAAGAAUGGGCUUACCGAUUGAAUCCUCGUCAUCAACGGGUUCGGUUGCGUUACAAUUAGAAGAGUUGCGAAAUAAGUUGCAAAUAUCCGAAGAAAGAAGCAUAGCUCUAGAUGAAAGAAUAGAAUCUAUUCUUCAAGAAAGAAGCCAUGAUAUUUCUCGAAUAGAAGAUAUGAUUAAAAACACCCGGGAAAUUUUUAAAAGGCAUGAUUCAAAUAGUUAG